Molecule: messenger RNA, 2027 nt
Organism: Lytechinus pictus (painted urchin)
Lineage: Eukaryota; Metazoa; Echinodermata; Echinoidea; Temnopleuroida; Toxopneustidae
Product: arylacetamide deacetylase-like
Exons: 4
Coding region: 232-1494 (420 amino acids)
Cellular component (GO): membrane
Molecular function (GO): carboxylic ester hydrolase activity
Source: RefSeq, a predicted model, not a curated record
GUGUUAAUGAAUGAUCGUGAUCGAUGUAUUUACUGUUGGUAUCAUGCAUCAGCAGACGGGGUUUUAAUUUUGAAAAGUAAAUGAAGUAGAUAAUGAUGGUCUGGCAUAUACCUGGAUAUUACGAAUCGUUCGUCUGGAUAGAUGAAGCUCUGAUCGGGGUGCAUUCAUUUCAGAAGGGAUAAAACAACAACUCUCAAGUUCUGCCAAUAUUUUGCUUUAAUAACCGAGAAUAUGAGGGGAAUCAUUGUGCUCUAUCUGUUGGUGGUCGUAUCAGGGCUGGUAGUGGCCUAUCUCUUCUAUGAACCUGUACCCAAUGGCCUAACAGAGCCAAUGAAGUACAGGUCAUUUAUGGCGAUGGUAAAUUUGAUGAAACUUGUGAUUUCUGCAUUACACCUUCUACACAGAGAAGAAGCUUAUGGUGAAUACAACGUGAAAAGCCUACAAUUUAUCACAAAAUUGGGAGCCCAACCAGCAGCAGAGGUCGAGGGGUCAAACAUCAGGUCAAAGGUCACGAACUUUGCCGGGGUUGAAGUCAUACUGUAUGAGCCAAUCAAGAGGAAGAGUUCUGACCUAAUACCAGCUUUGAUAUACAUUCAUGGAGGUGGUCUGUGCCUCAGCAGCGCAAAUUCAUACGAUGGACUAACAAGGACCCUGGCUGAAGAACUCGAUACUGUAGUUGUUUCGAUAGAUUAUCGUCUUGCUCCAGACCAUCCAUUCCCAUCGGGUUACGAAGACUGCUUAACAGCCACGCGUUAUUUCAUACAACAUGCCGAGAAGGAUUUUGGCGUCGACGAGAAUCGCAUUGCCAUCGGCGGUGACAGUGCCGGUGGUCAGCUCUCUGCAUCUGUAUCCAUCGGUAUCCACGAUGAUCCUUCCCUGCCAGACCUUAAGCUUCAAGUCCUUAUCUAUCCCUCAACGCAGAAGAUUGAUCUGAACACCCCAUCAUAUCAGAAGUACAGGGCUGAUUUCGGCUCAUCAGGAGUUAUUCCGUUACAUUUUGGCGUCACUCUCGCGAGUUUGGUUACAGUAGGUAAGAUCGACCCAGAGUUCAUGAAACAUGUGGCCAACAACAACCAUAUAUCUUCUGAUUUCAAGAAAACAACAGUUGAAUACAAGUACCUCGAUCACAACAAGAUCCCAGCGGAAUUCCGUGAUCCAAGGUAUUACAAAACGAAGAAUGAUCCUGAAACAGGCAAUGCAGCCCUUUUUAAGCGUAUAUCACCGAUCCUGCUUGAUCCUCGAAUCGCGCCGUUGAUGAAGAACGAUCUUACGGGACUUCCCCCUGCUUUCGUCAUCACCUGUGGUUUUGACUCGCUUCGAGAUGACGGUAUCUUUUACAAGAUUCGCCUUCAUGAGGCUGGUGUGUCGGUCAAAUGGUCCCACUAUGAAGAAGCAUUCCAUGGUAUACUGUGGAUGAGUGGCGCCAAUAUUAAUUUCAAAGUUGGUGAAAAAAUGCGCAAGGAAAUCGUCGCAUACGUCAAAGAAAACAUAUGAUAGCUGACGGUUGACUAAAGGAUAUUAAAAACAAUGUUAAAGAAUAUUCAUUCACCAUCCACAAACUUGUUGCACUUCAGAAAGAACACAAAAUGAUGCCAAGUACUGGUGUAGGCUUUAAAGCAACGAUAUUUUUUGUUUGAAGAUGACGUCCAUUGAGUUUCACCUAUACUGUUUAAUAAGGUACAUGUAGUACGUUGAAGAGGCUAUUAAGGCCAGUUAACGGGGAGGGCCUUAGUCCAGUGGCGUACAGAUAGGGGACGCUGGACCCCCCUCCCCAAUAUUUCAAGAACAAGAAAAAAAACCGAAAGAGAGAAAGAUGAAAAUGAUAUCAGAAUAUUUUAUAUCAAAAUCUAUCAAAAAAUAUGAUUUUUGUAAAUAAAAAUGCCGAAAUUUUAGAUCGCUCUCUGGCAACUUUUAAAAAAAUAUAUAUAUUUUGUCCAGUACGCCAAUUCUGGCCCCCUCAAAAUGUAUGGCUCAUUACACCACUAAUUGGGAACACAGCAAAAGAUGGAUUAAAAAAACAUACAUGU